UGUGCGCGCGGCGGGGGGCGGCGUCUAUAUAAGGGGCCGCGCCGGCCGCCUCCUCUCCAAAGCGGGCGCCGGUGGCCAGGGGUGCGCGCUCUCGCUCGCUCUCUCGCUCUCUCGGCUGCUGCUGUCCGCAAUGCCUUCCCGGGCGCCGCCGCCGCUGCUGGCUUGGCUGGUGCUGGCGGGGCUGGGGGCGGCCGGCUGGGCUGCUCCGCGGCGGGAGCGAGCCCCGAAGGCGGCUUCGUGGGAGGAGGUGAACGUUUUGGCUCACGGGCUGCUGCAACUGGGCCACGGGCUCCGCGAGCACGUCGAGCGGCUGGGCGGGCAGCUGCGGGACCUGAGCGGUCGGCUGGCCGCCCACAACGCUUCGCUGGCCGGGCUGGAGCGCUCGGCGGCCGAGCAGAGGGAGCGGCUGACCCGAGCCCAGAGCCUCUUCGACGGCCGCUUGGCGCAGCUGGAGGCUCGGCUGGCCGACGGCGAGGCGGCUUGGCGGCGGCGCGGGGCUCGGCUCGACGGGACGGGCCAGGCGGGAGCCGAGAACAGCAGCGACCCCGCGGCGGCGGCGACGGCGGAGGAGGAACGGGACGCGCUGCAGAACCUGGUCAGGCGCCAGAACGUGAGGAUGGAGGAACUCCUGCAGAAGAUCAAACAGCAGCAGUUUCGGAUGGAGAAACAGAACCUGCAAAUUAAGAGCCUGCAGAGCAAGGUCAAUACCCUCAUCCCGUUGCAACGCAGCGAAAAGGACCCUCAGGCCCCUCGGUGGAGAGUGACCGUCCAGCGGAGCGCGGACAACCGAGCAACCAAUGAGAGCCAGACGGCCAAACCGCGGACACUGGAAAAUUCAAAGCUUCCGGCCGGCUGUCAUGACCUCUUCCUCGAAGGGCAGCAGAACAGCGGGGUCUUUGAGAUCCAGCCCCCCGGAGCCCCGGCUUUCAAAGUCUUCUGCGACAUGGAGGACGGCGGCUGGACUGUCAUCCAGAGGCGCUCGGAUGGCUCGGUGGAUUUUGACCGACUCUGGGACGCUUAUAAAGACGGCUUUGGAAAUCUGACAGGAGAUUUCUGGCUAGGCUUGGAGAAGAUGCACCGGAUGGUGAAGGAGGAGCGUUUUCAGCUGCUGGUCGAGCUGCGAGAUUGGGAAGGCAACGCUCAGAGAGCCCACUUCCUCUUCCGGCUGGGCGGGGAGGAGACGGCUUACACCCUCAGCCUCCUGGGACCCAUCCGGGGGGAGCUGGAGAGCGCCAUGGGGGAUUUCCCCCAGCUGCCCUUCUCCACGCGGGAUCGCGACCACGAUCUGAAGGGCGACACCAACUGCGCCAAGCACCUCUCAGGAGGCUGGUGGUUCAGCUACUGCGGCCACGUCAACCUGAAUGGCAAAUACUUCCGGUCCAUCCCACGGCAGCGGCACGAGAGAAAGCAAGGUAUCUUCUGGAAGACCUGGAGAGGGCGUUACUACCCCCUGCGAUCCGCUGCCAUGAAGAUCCGCCCUGCAGAGCCGGACCGGGUGUCCUAAGCCCCGCCCUCCCCGCAAGAGACUGGGCACGGCUCUUCUUCCUGCCCUGUUCCCGCGAGACGCAGCUGGUCUCCGUCUCUGGAGCCCGGGCAGCUGUGCCCCACAGCUGGCAAUUGAUCAGAGGAUGGGGUGGGGGAGGUGGGCUUCCUUUGUAAGGGGUGGGGGGGGUGAACCUGGCCGACUGGAGGAAGAGCACAUGGGCAUGGGGGAAGCCUGCUGGAUUGUGGGGCCAGAGGAAUUUGGGAGGCUCCACCUCUCUGCCCCCUGUGAUUGUGGGAAUGUCUUUUGGGGUGCUUUGUCUGCUAACUUAGUGCUCCUCCAAAUGCAAAACAGCUGCGGCUUCCUCUCCCCCCCCCCGGGCCUCCCUGAAAAUAUAUGUGCAACGGCAUUGAGACAGCUAUAGGGCUGGGGGAGGCUGGUGAGAUGGAGGGAGACAAGUCCUCACUGCAAAUGUGACCCCAAUGUAGGAGGACACACAAUGCUGGGGUCUCUUUCGUGGACUCUCCAAACCUGGCCUCCUUGAAUUUAAUGCACCCCCUCCCCCAUUUCUUUGGAUCUCCUUUAGGUCAUAUUGACUUAAAAUGCUCCUGGGUUUUUCUUGCGUAGGACAGUUGUCCGGAGGGGGGGAGGGGUCGAUGAUUACAUGUUACCUGUGUUUUUUCCUCCCCUCUUUUCCAAUGCGUUUUUUUAAAAAACAAACAAACAAACAAACUGGACCAUUGCUGAGUGAAUAUUGUCGUGUAAACGUUACAAAACUUUGUUUCGGGUGCUUGCCAUUAAGAGACGAGAGAUUUUUGUUUUUUCCUCUUCGCUUUUUUUUUUUUUUAAAAAAAAUCUUUUUAUACUUAGUUGUGUGAGACUUUGUGGUCAGUGAUAUGUCUUUUGGGCUUUGAUGAAUAAUAAUUAAAAACGAUGGGAUAUU
Messenger RNA from Ahaetulla prasina, 2426 nucleotides. It is a transcript of the gene ANGPTL4, whose product is annotated as angiopoietin like 4. Bases 131 to 1504 code for a protein of 457 amino acids. Gene Ontology annotation, biological process: triglyceride homeostasis. Gene Ontology annotation, molecular function: enzyme inhibitor activity. The record is from RefSeq and is a predicted model, not a curated record. The transcript has 7 exons. NCBI's taxonomy places the organism in Eukaryota, Metazoa, Chordata, Lepidosauria, Squamata, Colubridae.